AUGGAGAAAAUCGGUAGAGUGAUGAACUUAAGAGGUCAUCUCUCUGGUAUCAAUCCUAAAUUCCUGUAUGGUCCGGGUAACUUGGAGAUUCAUCGAUCAUUGAAGAACAAACGUGAUUACUUUGCAAUUGAUUUCGCAAGAUUAUUACCACCACAAGCAUAUUUCGAUGAAUAUAACUACCGAAACCUCUGCUUACCUUGCUCUUCAAGAGAUUCGAACACUCUGUUGAAAGUAUUCCUUCAUCCACUCAAUAUCUUAAGCGAAUAUGAAACAUUGAUCUUGAAAAAAUCCAAAGCACUAGAGAGGACGGUUUUCACUACGCUAUCAUGUCUGGCAAUGAUUUCCGGUUUGAUAUUGGAGCAUGAAGACGUAAUCUGUUCAAUCGUUUCAUUAGCUGUGUUACAGAGUGAGCACUUGGUGUUUUCUAUUUUGCAUGCAAUUCUCUUAUCAAGAAAUACUAAAAGAAUGAACCUUUCUUUAGUAGUUGGCUUAUCAUCUGCUUCAUUAACAUUCAGCACAACUCAUCAUCAUCAUAAAAAUAAGAUUGAAAGUGAAAAUGACAGAUUCGAUGUUUUUGUGAAUAAUCUCGUUAGAUCAAAUAGUAAUAAUAAUAAUAAUAGAAGAUUCAAUAGUUUGAAACAAGCUGCAUUGAAAGGUGUCAUCAAGAAUGAUGGUUCACCAUCGACUACACACCCCAUUAGAAUCGUAUUUAAUACAACCUAUUUGGAUCCGGCGAAUAAACAUAAACUAUCGUGUUUCUCUGCCAAUCAAACCUAUAUAACACCAGCCGGAAACUACAGUGCCGUUACCGAUUGUAGAAACAGCACGACCGAUUGUGUCUACACUUGUAAAGCAUCGGAUGUCCUCUCCGUUCAACUCUACAAUUUCAUCAUUGCCGAGAUGCUAAGCCAUGUGUCGUCGACCUUUGCCAAAUUCCUCACGGUCUACGGUCCCGAUUACUACUACUACGAUAACGAACCGUUUGUUUGUGAACAAGAAGAGUAUCUACUGGACUUGCGUUCUGGAUUCGCCGGUGAUAUCAUGAUCUAUGUUACUGCACAUCCGAGUACAUUCCCUUUUAUUGGUUACUCUUCGAAUUGUGUGGAGCACGCCGAUGGCAAACCAUUCAUCAGUAUCAUCAACUUUAAUCCGUCGGAACUAAGUCCAUUCUUGGAUCCGGUUUACAAGAGGAAUAACGCUGCCAAAUGGGAUUCACUCGUACUUGGAUUGGCAGAGCAUGAAGUCAUUCAUUCAUUGGGUUUCGCAUCGUAUUUCUAUCCGAAUUUCACAGAUAGAGCCACUGGUAAACCAUAUACCUAUCCGAUCUACGAGGAGGUGAAUGCCACCGGAAUCACACCAAGCGGUCAACCAUUCACCGUUAGAAAAUACUACAUCAAACUGCCAUCGGUUAUUCAAGUUGCACGUAAUCAUUUCAACUGUAAUACACUCGAUCGUGUUGAACUCGAGAACAACGGAGAGGAGGGUACAUACGCUUCACACUGGAAAACUACACUUUUCAGCAGUGAGAUUAUGAAUGGAUUCUAUAAUCCUCAUUUAACAUUAACAAAUUUCACUCUUGCAUUAUUAUAUGAUUCAGGAUGGUAUGGAUUGAUAAAUCUCGACAAGGUUGGUAAUAAUAAUUGGGGUAAAGGAAAAGGUUGUGAUUUUGUCAACAAACCAUGUUCACCGAGCACUUGGAACUUCACUGGAUAUUGGCAGAAUCCAAAUUCAACAGGUUGCUCGGCAACUCGUGUCGGUAUUGGAAAAGCAGAGUUGUUAAUAAGAAGCCAACCACUUCCACCUCAAUGGCAACACUGGGUCGAUCCAACAUACGGUGGAAGAUCUGAUCGUCUUGACUAUUGUCUUUAUAAUUUCCCAAGUGAUCUUUGUCAAGAUCCAUCCAAAUCUUUGACAUAUGAAGGUGAAAUUAGAGGACCUGAUUCCUAUUGUUUCAAUCAUGUCAGUAAAAGUAAUGAUUCUGUUUCAUUCGGAUGUCGUCGACAACGAUGUAACAACAACAAUCAAUUGGAAGUUGAAUUCCUUGGAAGUUGGUAUCAAUGUCUGCCAGGAAUGAAUCUAACACUCUCAAAUUCAACGAUCAUCAUAUGUCCAGAUAAAGAUGAUCAAACAUGUCGACUUUCAAAUUUCGAUUACAACCCGUCUACUUCGCCUUUUAUUAAACCUGACGAUGACGAAUCCGGUUCAACUUCAACAAUUGUAACAAUACAAUUCUAUUUUAAAUUAUUAAUUUCACAAUAUAAUAUGUCAGUUAUCGACAAUGGAUUGACAAGAUAA
Molecule: messenger RNA, 2295 nt
Organism: Heterostelium album PN500
Lineage: Eukaryota; Evosea; Eumycetozoa; Acytosteliales; Acytosteliaceae
Product: peptidase M8
Exons: 6
Coding region: 1-2295 (764 amino acids)
Biological process (GO): cell adhesion; proteolysis
Cellular component (GO): membrane; cytoplasm
Molecular function (GO): metalloendopeptidase activity
Source: RefSeq, a predicted model, not a curated record